Messenger RNA from Amblyraja radiata (thorny skate), 386 nucleotides. RefSeq names its product adipogenesis associated, Mth938 domain containing (gene aamdc). The record is from RefSeq and is a predicted model, not a curated record. Gene Ontology annotation, cellular component: cytoplasm. The coding region runs from base 18 to 386 and encodes 122 amino acids. Lineage: Eukaryota; Metazoa; Chordata; Chondrichthyes; Rajiformes; Rajidae. Gene Ontology annotation, biological process: positive regulation of fat cell differentiation. The transcript is spliced from 3 exons.
UUGCGCUCUUCCAAAGAAUGACGUCUCCGCAGAUAGCCUCGCUGUCUUGGGGUCGGAUGAAGGUCCAGGGCUGUGCCACGGCUUACAAGGACUGCAAGGUGUGGCCAGGGGGCAGUCGACCCUGGGACUGGAGAGAGACGGGGACUGACCAUUACCCCGGAGUACAGGCAGCGGAUGUGGAAGAAAUCGUUAACAAAGGGGUUCGGACGCUAGUUAUUGGCUGUGGGAUGAGUGAGGCCUUGCAGGUUCCCUCCGCAACUCUCGAUUACCUGCGCAACAAAGGUGUCGACGUGAAAGUGCUUCAGACCCAGGUGGCCGUGCGAGAGUACAAUGCAUUGGCCGGCGGAGGGAUGCGGGUGGGUGGGGUCUUCCAUUCCACCUGCUGA